Molecule: messenger RNA, 3144 nt
Organism: Suncus etruscus (white-toothed pygmy shrew)
Lineage: Eukaryota; Metazoa; Chordata; Mammalia; Eulipotyphla; Soricidae
Gene: ICE2
Product: interactor of little elongation complex ELL subunit 2
Exons: 17
Coding region: 153-2993 (946 amino acids)
Biological process (GO): snRNA transcription by RNA polymerase III; positive regulation of transcription by RNA polymerase III; snRNA transcription by RNA polymerase II
Cellular component (GO): transcription elongation factor complex
Source: RefSeq, a predicted model, not a curated record
GUGUGUCUGUGUGUAUGGGUGGACUCAAAAUGUCCUGGGUCGGAGCCGCGGAGGAGACGACGAGUGUCUAGAUUCUGCAAAAAUCUCAGGAAAAAAAGCCUUGGGAGACAGCCGCAUAAUUGCCCGCUAGAGAGAACCAUAAAUGUAAGAGUAUGAGCCCCACGAUGACCAUGGGGGAGCCAAGGCUGAACUGGGAUGUUGCCCCCAAAAAUGGCCUUCAGACAUUUUUCUCUCGAGAAAAUUAUAAAGAUCAUUCCAUGGCUCCAAGUUUAAAAGAACUGUACAUUUUAUCUAAAAGACGUAUAGGAGAAAAUUUGAAUGCCUCAGCAAGUUCUGUAGAAAAUGAGCCAGCAGUUAGUUCAGCAACUCAAGCAAAGAAAAAAGUUAAAACCACAGUUGGAAUGGUUCUUCUUCCCAAACCAAGAGUUCCUUAUCCUCGUUUCUCUCAUUUCUCACAGAGAGAGCAGAGGGCUUAUGUGGACUUAUUGGUUAAAUAUGCAAAAAUUCCUGCAAACUCCAAAGCUGUUGGAAUAAAUAAAAAUGAGUACUUGCAGUUCUUGGAUAUGAAAAAACAUGUCAGCAAAGAAGUAACUGAAUUCCUAAAGUUUUUGCAGAAUUCUGCUAAGAAAUGUGCCCAGGAUUAUAAUAUGCUCUCUGAUGAUGCUCGUCUUUUUACAGAGCAAAUUUUAAGAGCUUGCAUUGAACAAGUGAAAAAGUAUCCAGAAUUCUAUACUCUCCAUGAAGUCACCAGUUUAAUGGGAUUCUUUCCAUUCAGACUAGACAUGGGAUUGAAAUUAGAAAAAACACUUCUUGCAUUGGGUACUGUAAAGUUUGUAAAAACAGUAUUUCCCUCAAUGCCUGCAAAAUUGAAUCUCUCUAAAGACAGUAUGCCUGCCAGUGAAACACCAGAACAAACAGCUGCAGCAAUGCAUUAUGAUAUUAGUAAUGAUCCAAAUGCAGAGAAGCUUGUUUCAAGAUAUCACCCUCACGUAGCUUUAACUAGUCAGUCAUUGUUUACUUUAUUAAAUAAUCAUGGACCAGACUACAAGGAACAGUGGGAAAUUCCAGUGUGUAUUCAACUAAUACCCGUUGCAGGUUCUAAACCAGUGAAAGUAAUUUAUAUUAAUUCACCACUUCCUCAGAAGAAAAUGACUAUGAGAGAGAGAAAUCAUAUCUUCCACGAGGUUCCAUUGAAAUUCAUGAUGUCCAAAAACACAUCUGUUCCAGUCUCGGCAGUAUUUAUGGACAAACCUGAGGAUUAUGUAUCUGAAUUGGAUAUGUCCUGUGAAGUUAAUGAGAGCCGAAAAAUUGAGACUCUUGAGAACUUGGAUCUGGAUUUUAAUGAUGAUGUCACAGAACUUGAGACUUUUGGAGCGACUACAACCAAACCCUCUCAGUCACCGUGCCCAGAAAGCAAUAACAUGGUACCCAGAAGUGCAGACACUGUUACUGUCCCAGUCACAGCACCUGCAGCUGUUGUGCCAGGUGCACCACCUGGUUCUCAUUCUAGGAGUUUAUCUCAGAUUUUGCUGGAGCAAUUGCAGAAGGAGAAGCAGCUGGUGACUGGUGUGGACAGUGGUCCUGAAGAGAGUAAAGUUAAAGAUGGUCCAGAAUUUGCCUCCCCUGACGAAAAUUCAGCCAAUCUUGACAAAUCUUUAAUGCAGGACUGUGAUCUGAAAGCACCUGCUCCCUUACAAGUAGAAAGUGCUAUGGAAGUAGAAACCUCUGACAGAAAUGAUGGGGUUUUUGCCCAUGAGAGACUCAGCAUUCCAGAGCAUGCAGAUAGUUCAAAGGAAAUAACCCUUACAUCAGACACAUCGAAACCUCAAGGUGGUAUUUGCACUAGUGAUACAGAUGAAGAUUGUUUAAUUAUUGACACAGAGUGUCAGAAUAAUAGUAAUGGAAAGGCAGCCAAUGCAGAUUCUAAUUUAAAUUCUAACCCAGUAAACCCAAAUUCUUCCACAGCACAGCCUUCCAUGGGAAACCAGACUAACUCUACUGGUCCUGAUGAAUCGUGUGUCUUAAAAAAGCCUAUCAAAAGAGUUUAUAAAAAAUUUGACCCAGUUGGAGAAAUCUUAAAAAUGCAGGAUGAACUUUUAAAGCCAAUUUCCAGAAAAGUUCCUGAAUUACCCUUCAUGAAUUUAGAGAAUUCUCAACAGCCUCCUGCUUCUGAGCAACCCUUUACUCCUUCAGACACCUCAAGUUGGCCAAGAUCUUCAUGGCCUUCUGCAUUUCAGAAGCCAAAGGGACGAUUACCAUAUGAACUUCAGGAUUAUGUUGAAGAUACUUCAGAAUAUGUAGCUCCUCAAGAAGGAAAUUUUGUUUACAAGUUAUUCAGUCUGCAAGACCUGUUGUUGCUUGUUCGAUGCAGUGUCCAGAGAAUAGAGACCAGACCACGUUCCAAAAAACGGAAGAAAAUUAGGAGACAAUUUCCUGUUUAUGUACUACCAAAAGUGGAGUAUCAAGCUUGUUAUGGAGUUGAAACUCUGACAGAAGGUGAACUCUGUCGCUUAUGGACUGAAAGUUUACUGCAUUCAAACUGUUCUUUUUACAUUGGACAUAUUGAUGCAUUUACUUCGAAGCUUUUCCUGCUUGAAGAAAUUACCUCAGAAGAAUUAAAAGAAAAGCUCUCGGAACUCAAGAUUUCAAGUUUAUUUAACAUCCUGCAACACAUUCUAAAGAAAUUAAGUAGCUUGCAGGAAGGAUCCUACUUGUUAUCUCAUGCAGCAGAAGAUUCCUCACUCCUUAUCUAUAAGACAUCUGAUGGAAAGCUCACUCGGACUGCAUAUAACCUGCACAAAACCCACUGUGGCCUUCCUGGAGCACCCUCCAGCCUCUCAGUGCCCUGGGUGCCCCUGGACCCUGGCCUCCUGCUGCCCUACCAUGUCUUCCACGGGAGGAUACCUUGUACUUUCCCACCUAAGUCACUGGAGCCCACAGCACAGCAAAAGACUGUGAGCCUGAAGGCGACGGGCAGUGGCAGCGCGAACUGAGGAAAAAUAGUUCGAAGGUUUAUGGAAAAAGAAUGCCUGCACGUAGUCGCAAGAAUCCAGUUUCUAUGGGAACCAAAAGCCUGCUUGCUUCACCAGUUAAAAAUGAAGGAGCAGCUCCCAAUAAACGGAAGAUGAUUUAAGGACUCUACCA